This is a messenger RNA of Aspergillus puulaauensis, 1947 nucleotides long. Its product is annotated as Zn(II)2Cys6 transcription factor. The coding region runs from base 1 to 1947 and encodes 648 amino acids. Gene Ontology annotation, molecular function: DNA-binding transcription factor activity, RNA polymerase II-specific; zinc ion binding; DNA binding. The transcript has 7 exons. Gene Ontology annotation, biological process: DNA-templated transcription; regulation of DNA-templated transcription. The record is from RefSeq and is a predicted model, not a curated record. NCBI's taxonomy places the organism in Eukaryota, Fungi, Ascomycota, Eurotiomycetes, Eurotiales, Aspergillaceae.
AUGCCGCUCCGACGCGCAAAGCAGGCUUGUGUCCACUGCCACCGCCGCCGCAUCCGCUGCGAUGUGCUGCAGCAGCACCCGUGCUCCAACUGCGUCGCCCAGGAAGUCGCCUGUGAGCUCGGUGUCUCGCGCCGGGGGAAAUACCCGCGGAGGAAAGCCAAGUCGCAGCAGAUAGCUCCAGCUCCAGCACCAGGCCCAGGAUCAGCGUCCGGCCCAUCCCCCCAAGAGCCUGACAUGUCCCCAGACACAAACCCAAACCCUAUACAACCCCACCAUGACAGACACAAAAUCACCGACCCAACCGUCUUCCUCGGCGAGUCCAGCCCCCUCACAACAGUCAUGGACCCGCGCCACCCACGACUGCACUACCCCCUGCCCCCCCGCCUGCUCCCAGCAAGCACCCGCGACGAAGCCGUCCGCCUGCACCAGGUCCAACAAGCCGCCCACCUUGAAUCAAACGGCGCCCUCUCCUUCCCCCCAGAGGCCACCGUCAACGCCUUGUUAAAGGCCUACUUCACCUGGUUCCACCCGUGCUUCCCCAUCGUAGACCGCGUCGCGAUAUGCCGCGCAAAAGCACAGACCGGCCUAAAUGGUAUCCCGCCCCUCCUCCUGCAAGCGAUGCUCUUCAUCGGCGUCUCGCUGUGCGACGACGAGACAUUUGCCCGAACGGAGUUUCCGGUGCGGUACCGCGCGAAAUUCCUCUUCUAUUCUCGCGCAAGGGCGAUCUAUGAUGCGGACGCCGAAGCCAAUCCCAUUGUGAAACUCCAGGCGCUGUUCAUGUUGAGUUCGUGGCGGGGUGGGCCUGGUGAGGAGCGCGAUGUGAGGUUUUGGUUGAGUAUUGCGGUUUCUCUUGCGCAGAAGCGCGGGAUGCAUAUGAUGUCGAAAUUCGCACACCCGCCCAAGGAAAGACGGUUGUGUAAGAGGAUUUGGUGGGCUUUAUACACGCGCGACCAGCAAAGCGCCGCAGCACUGGGUCUCCCGCCUCGAAUCCGCGAUGAGGAUGGCGAUGUGGCCAUGCUGGAGCCUGAUGAUGUACUUGAGGAUGAAAGCGUCGAUGACGAUGUAUUUGGGCACCAGAGGCCGCAGGAUCUAGUGUACCCGGUUGAGAUGGCCAAGUUGGCGAGAUUGCUGCGGACGGUUGUCUCAACGCAGUACCUCCACCACCAGAAACCAGAUCUCGCGACUAGGAACACCCUGAAUGAACAGCUUUGUCUGUGGGAGUCCGAGCUCCCUGUUGAGUUGCGCUGGGGCAGUGUCUUUAUUGACCCGGUGUCGUUGUUCCUGAAGGGGUUGCUUCAUAUGACAUACCAAAACCUCUAUAUCCUCCUCUACCGCCGCGUCUUCCUAAAUCCCACCCCUCACGACGACGGCCAGAUCGCCCUCGAUGCUGCGACGAAGAGCACCCGCAUCAUGGAGGACUUGCUCUCCGCGCAUCUAAUCCAGCAUGCGCCGACUCAUCUAAUAACCCACUCCUUCACAACCCUCUGCAUCCACACAAUCCACCACCGCCGCUCGUCCGGAACAACACGCACCCUAGCCGAACACCGCGCGCGACUCUGUCUGCUCAGUCUCGAGGAACUGCAGAAAUCGUGGGAUCUGGAGAACUGGGUCCUCCAUCUGUUCUUCAAAGGGCUGGAUGAUCGGACCGCUGAGGUGUUGGGAUUAACUCAGGGAGAGCACGGAGGUACGGGUGUUGGAGAUGGAGUGGGAGUUGGGGGUGGGGCUGCAGUUGGGAGUGUAAGUCAGCAUGGUUUAGUGCAGGGUCAUGAUACUACUCUUCCAGGGACUGGUGAUAAUGAUGGCCCCACGACUGGUUCUUCUGCUGGUGCGGAGACGUUGAUGCCGCCGGUUCCGCAGCCGGAUGACUGGUAUGGAUGGGUGCCGUGGGAGGACGAGGCGGAUGCGCUGAAUUUGCAGAAUUUGGAGUUCUUGUAUCGGUUUUUGUAG